Pipistrellus kuhlii (Kuhl's pipistrelle) is the source of this 4018-nucleotide messenger RNA. RefSeq names its product transmembrane protein 248 (gene TMEM248). Lineage: Eukaryota; Metazoa; Chordata; Mammalia; Chiroptera; Vespertilionidae. The coding region runs from base 155 to 1099 and encodes 314 amino acids. The record is from RefSeq and is a predicted model, not a curated record. The transcript has 7 exons.
CGGAGCGGCGGGGAGGAUGGUGCCGAGCGGCCCCAGGCCCGCCGCUCGCCGCCGCGCGUGAGGUCGGAGCGGCCGCGGGCGUCCGCCGAGCAGCUGGCCGGGCCGGGCCCGGGGCGCGCCGCUCUCCGCCGGCGCGAGGUGGACGAUCAGAAUAAUGUUCAACAUCAACCCCCUGGAGAACCUGAAGCUGUACAUCAGCAGUCGGCCGCCCCUGGUGGUCUUUAUGAUUAGUGUAAGCGCCAUGGCAAUAGCUUUCCUGACCUUGGGCUAUUUCUUCAAAAUCAAGGAGAUUAAGUCACCGGGAAUGGCAGAGGAUUGGAAUACUUUUCUGCUGCGAUUUAAUGAUUUGGACUUAUGUGUAUCAGAGAAUGAAACAUUAAAGCAUCUCACAAAUGACACUACAACUCCGGAAAGCACAAUGACCAGUGGGCAGGCCAGAGUGUCCACCCAGGCCCCACAGGCACUGGAGGAUUCAGGCCCUGUUAACAUCUCCGUUGCAAUCACCCUUACCCUGGACCCACUCAAACCCUUUGGAGGGUACUCUCGCAAUGUCACCCAUCUGUACUCGACCAUCUUAGGGCAUCAGAUUGGACUUUCAGGCAGGGAAGCCCACGAAGAGAUAAACAUUACCUUUACCCUGCCAGCAGCUUGGAGUUCGGAUGACUGUGCCCUUCACAGUCACUGUGAGCAGGUGGUGUUCACAGCCUGCAUGACGCUCACAGCCAACCCUGGUGUGUUCCCCGUCACAGUACAGCCGCCGCACUGUGUUCCGGACACAUACAGCAAUGCCACGCUCUGGUACAAGAUCUUCAUGACUGCUAGAGACGCCAACACAAAAUAUGCUCAAGAUUAUAAUCCUUUCUGGUGUUAUAAGGGGGCAAUUGGAAAAGUCUAUCACACUUUAAAUCCCAAGCUUACAGUUGUUGUUCCAGAUGAUGACCGUUCAUUAAUAAAUUUGCAUCUCAUGCACACCAGUUACUUCCUCUUCGUGAUGGUGAUAACAAUGUUUUGCUAUGCGGUUAUCAAGGGCAGACCUAGCAAAUUGCGUCAGAGCAGUCCUGAAUUUUGUCCUGAGAAGGUUGCUUUGGCUGAUGCCUAAUUCCACAACUGCCCAUUUUCUGAGAGAGACUGAGCAAACUGUAAGCAUUGCCUGCUGACGCCAGCCUGGGCCUGGACACUCUGUGAAUACAUUCUCUUGCAAUGUUGGGUUAUUCCAGCCAAAGACAUUUCAAGUGCCUGUAACUGAUUUGUAUAUAUUUAUAAAAAUCUAUUCAGAAAUUGGUCCAAUGAUGCACGUGCUUCACACUUGGUGCAGUCCGAGCCCCGCAGCCUCCCCUGUGGACUUGGUGGGAUGACCCACGUAGCGCCAGCGGCGAGCUCCCUGCCUCAGAGAGGCCAUGCCGUCUUUACCAAGAUCUCAGGGGCAGUUCAUUGCUGGAGGGUUGAGGUUUGCUUUGAUUUGAAACAGUCUGCACCUUUGACAUGAUACUGCAUUUCCCAAGCCACCAAUCCAUUUUGUGGAUUUUACGUGUCUGUGGCUUAAUAAUCAUAGUACCAACAAUAAUACCCCUUUCUCUGUUUUGCUUGCAAGGAAACACAUAUCUUUCUAAAUUUUCUUUUUUUCUUUAAAAAAAAUAGUCACAUUUUAAUACUACUCUAGGUAAGACAAACUUGUUUCUUUCAAAAUCUUGAGUAAAAUGUUCAAUAUUUAAAAGUCACCUAACAUGGUAAAGAUCUAAGUUUAGUUUCCCACAGGAGUUGUGAGGAACCUGGUCUUGUGGAGUUUAGUUGGCACAGCAAGUUCCACUGUCUUUUUCCCCUCUGUUGUCGCUUCCCUUCAUUAUAAAAAUUAAAGUAGCUUCGUCACUCAAAAGGGCUUAAAAAACCCUGGCUGGUUUUCUCAGUGGUUAGAGCAUUGGUCCGCGCACAGAAGGGUGGCAGCUUCAAUUUCCAGUUAAGGGCACAUACCUGGAUUGCAGGUUCGAUCCCUGGCCCUGGUUGGGACAUGUGCAGGAAGCAACCAAACGAUUUGUCUCUCUCACAUCUAUGUUUCUCUCUCUCCCUCUCUUAUCCUUUCUUCCACUCUCUUUGGAAAUCAAUGGAAAAAAAUAUCCUUGGGUGAGGAUUUAAAAUAAAAAAAAGGGCUUAAAAAUUAAGUAAAUGUCUCUAGAGUAGAGUAAAAAUUAGCUGCUCUAUUUUUUAGAAUGCAGAUGAUACUAUGGAAAGAGAAUGAUGAUUUGGUCUAAUAGUAAUGAAAGGAUUUCUUGUUUUCUUUGAAAAGGGAGUGGUAUUUCUUUCUUCCUUCAUUUAUUUAUUUAUUUAUACAUUUAUUUCUAUGCAGUUAACGUAUCUUCAGAAGGAAAAUGGCAACUAGUAGAUUACUAACUUUACAAAAAUGAUGCCUGUGAAAUCUGAAUGAAAGCAGUUCUGAUUUGCCAUUUAUCAGGAAAACCCAAAGCAUUUUUCUUUGCUAUAACAUUCUGAUGAUCUGGUUCCUUUACCCCUUUUUCCUUCUAAUCCAUUUUCAUUAAAAAAAAAAGUUACGUAUUAUCUUUUCUAGUCCUCUUUUGUUACUUGUAUUCCGUUUUUUUUUCUUUUUCUUUUUUUCCCUUCACUGUAAUUAAUGACUUCUGUGUUCUUGCAAGCAGUGCUGUAGCAAAAGGGCAAGUAAAACCUUGGGCAUGACUUAGUACUUCUUCCCUUAAUUCCAGGCCUGCACAGUCUGUUCUGAAUUAAAAUCAGCCCUGCAGUCUGGAAUAUAGAUUGGCCUGGAACAUUUUAAACCAGGCAUUCUUGAAUGGAAAACAAUUGUGGGCUUUUACUAAAGAUUGUUAAAAUAAUUAUUAAAAUAUGUUAAUAUAUAUUUGUUCCAUUUAGUACAUUUUAAGCACAAUAAUCAGACUUGCCUAUCCAGUUAUUUGUAUGAUAUGAGUUGCUUCCAUGAUGCAUGGCUAACUUGUUAGUUUAGUUUUCUGUUUGGAGACUUUGAGGAUCUUAAGAAAUAAGAUUGUGAAAGCCUUUGGGCUUGGCCUUUAGAAACAUCACUAUCUUUAAGAUUUUAGGUUAAGCUGCUACUGAAUUAAUAAAAUCCCAGUGAAUGGAGUACUAGGGAUAGAUUUAUAACUGUCAGAGUAAUAUAAAAGGAGACAGACAGGUGGAAAAAGUCAAUUUCACUGGUUUAUUCAAUAUAACUUGUUGCUAAUAUUAAUUGCCCUUAUUUUAAUUACAGGGAAUGGCUGGAAUCUUUAGCCAGGGGAGGAAAAACACUGUUAGGAGUGAGGAAAGGAAGUGCCAAAAAUGCCCGGACAGUAUGACUUGUCGUGAGGCGUGGACACACACUUUAAAAUCCGGCCUUUACCCUAGAAGGCAAAUCUCAAAGGUCUUGUGGAAACCCAGAGUCAGUCAGUUAUAUAGAGAAAGGCUGGGGCGGAGGAGGGAGGCUAUGUACCUGCUGGGUAAAGAGGCCUCCUAACUGAAGAGACUUCCACUAGGAAGUCCAGGGGACCUGUUGCUGUGGGGCACUUGCAGACAAGGCCUCUGCAGUGUCUUGUUGGGGGCUCCAGGAUUCCAAGAGUGCCCCAGGCAGGGCCCGUUUGCCAUUCAGGGUGACCUCACCCAGGAGCACUGGCUCGUCCUCAGGCAUCUGGGACUGGAGGUCCAAUGAAAGGUCAGCAACUUACUAUUAAAGUGGUUGUUUCAGAUCAUAUUGAUCUCUUUUCUUUUUCCUUUUGUCCUUUCACUGUAUGACUUGAAUCAGUUUUGAUUCUAUUUGUAAAUUUUUCUCAUCAUUAGGAACCUGCCAUUUCUGUUGCAUUUUCUUUGGCAGUCUGUAGGGAUUCAGCAUCCUGGUUUUCAGCCCUCCUGCAGGCACUGUAGGGUCACAGGGGCCACUGGAUCCAUUUCACUUCUCUUGUUGCAUGAUGGUCAGUAGCUGAUGUUAUGGCAUUCACUCCCAGAUUAAUUUUUCAUGUUUGAAAUGUGUGCAUAUGUGCUUUACCGAAUAAAACAUCUGAAUUUA